Molecule: messenger RNA, 1509 nt
Organism: Suncus etruscus (white-toothed pygmy shrew)
Lineage: Eukaryota; Metazoa; Chordata; Mammalia; Eulipotyphla; Soricidae
Gene: CALN1
Product: calneuron 1
Exons: 7
Coding region: 277-1062 (261 amino acids)
Molecular function (GO): calcium ion binding
Source: RefSeq, a predicted model, not a curated record
AGCACCGGCACCCUCCAAAUUGGGACUCUACCCCUUUAAAUCUGUUCAGUUCCCAAAAAAGAAGAGGCAUCAGACCCUGUUAAUUAAAGCUCGCCCUGGUCCAUCAUUCUGAGGAGCUGCAGUGCUCUGCUCCUUCCUGAUGGCUGAGAGAUUCUCCUAACUCCCAGCCAUGGAUCUUGGAGAAUCCCCCCGAGCUCAGCAGGAGAGUUGCUGUCUCGGCUGACACCCCCUUGAUGCGCACACACGUCUCUCUGACAGCAUCGCCCUGGACCCCUGAUGCGGCUGCCUGAGCAACCUGGAGAGGGGAAGCCUGAACAUGAGGAAAAGGGGGACAGAGGAGCUCCCCAAGGGGGAGAGGAGCCGCCGAGGAGCCAGGCCCCCGACUUCCCCACUUGGCAAAAGAUGCCCUUCCACCAUGUGACUGCAGGCCUGCUCUACAAGGGCAAUUACCUCAAUCGGUCACUCUCUGCAGGCAGUGACAGUGAGCAGCUCGCCAACAUCUCUGUGGAGGAGCUGGAUGAAAUCCGAGAGGCCUUUCGGGUCCUGGACCGAGAUGGAAAUGGCUUCAUCUCCAAGCAAGAGCUGGGAAUGGCUAUGCGCUCCCUGGGGUACAUGCCAAGUGAGGUGGAGCUGGCUAUUAUCAUGCAGCGCUUGGACAUGGAUGGGGAUGGCCAGGUGGAUUUUGACGAAUUCAUGACAAUUCUUGGCCCUAAGCUGGUGUCUUCAGAAGGUCGUGAUGGUUUUCUUGGAAACACAAUAGACAGCAUAUUCUGGCAGUUUGACAUGCAAAGGAUAACUCUGGAAGAACUGAAGCACAUCCUCUACCAUGCCUUCCGGGACCACUUAACAAUGAAGGACAUCGAGAACAUCAUCAUCAAUGAGGAGGAGAGCCUGAAUGAGACCUCGGGGAACUGCCAGACGGAGUUUGAGGGAGUGCAUUCCCAAAAACAGAACCGACAGACUUGCGUGCGGAAGAGCCUCAUCUGCGCCUUUGCCAUGGCCUUCAUCAUUAGCGUCAUGCUGAUCGCGGCCAACCAGAUCCUGCGGAGCGGCAUGGAGUAGCAGCGGCUCCUGCCUUCCCUCCCCGCAUGUGCAUGCCGCGGGCAGACUCUUCCUCCACCGACGCAGAGAAGGACCCUGCGCACUUGGCACCGCUCAGCCCCAACCCCAAGGGCGCGGGGCGACCGGUGUUACAAAUUCACUUCAUCUCCUUGGCAGGGACACCAAAGGGCUGUCUUCGAUGCUUUACUGGUUUCGUUUCCUAAUGCAAUAAUAGCCAGGAGUUGGCAGGAGCUCCACCCUCCCGGCCUCACCCUCUGCACAAACUGCAUCUCCUCUGGGGAACUCCAGCAGCCACUUAGGGCUGGUGGGUGGGAGCGAGGCUGACCACAUAGCCAUCCCCCUACCAGGCUUGUUCUCAGCUGGAGACACCCCACUUGGCCCACCAGGGAAACCUCAGUUCCCUGGGGCUAACCUCCCGUCUGCUUCCUAAGAGGGGGCUUGCCCACC